GUCGAAUUAAAUAAAUAUUCCGCGUAUAUAAAUGUCGAAACAUCGCAGAUCCUAUACGGUACUGGUACUCGACAAGAGAGGGACAACACAUCAUGGCUGGCACCAAGAAGCGCAACGAGUACGAACCGAUCCGAGACAGGACCGGACCGUCUGCAUCGCGGUACUCGUCGCAGCAACAGGCACGACCGACGCCGGAUAGUGCGAUCCCGAUCCAGAUUCCCCCGUAUGACAUCGAAGCGGGAAAGUUUGCCAUCCUCGAGAGGCAGAAACAUGUGUGGGCGACGUUGGACUCCCGCGCGCGGAAAAUCCAGCUUUUGGCGAUCUUGCAAGCCUUCAUUGGCAUCCUCGUGUCCAUGGACAGCGCGUGGUAUACACACAUCUUCGGCAUCGCAAUCGGUUUCGUCGGCCUCGUGGCCGUUCGUGGCGACAAGCCCGACGUGCUCAUGGUGUACUUGUUCCUAUGCGUCAUCGAAUUCGUCAAGAACAUGGGGUACAUUCAGGACGUGUGGUCUCAUUGGGGCGACGCCCCACCUGCCACAGCGAUACGGACCGCGUCCAACGGCACCGACGGCAGCAACAUUCAACAGUACGAUCCCACAGGGUACGCGAAGAGUGUGAACCGGUGGGUUGCUGUCGGUCUCGAGAACAAGUACUUGAUCUUUCAGCUGGUCAUGGUCGCGAUCGAAGAGGUCCUGCUCAUCGUACGUCGUUCUCAUUCUCUUCUCCACUGGAACUCACUCGUCCAUGUUAGCCAUGUGUCUUUGUGCUCGGGUAUGCUUCUGUCCACGCCGCGCUGCAGCACUUUUAAUUUUAGGGCCCCUUUUCAGAUGAAACCGUUUAUAUUAUUUUUCCACGUUUUCUUGCUAGUGACGUUCUCUCUUAUUAAUAGUUCGAAGUUUCGGUUGAUAGUUAUUUCCAUACAAUAAUACUGUAUAGCUAUCAUCAUAGAUAAGUUGAUAUUGAUAGUAUGAUAUUCU
This is a messenger RNA of Aphanomyces astaci, 977 nucleotides long. RefSeq lists its product as hypothetical. Bases 93 to 926 code for a protein of 277 amino acids. The record is from RefSeq and is a predicted model, not a curated record. The transcript has a single exon. NCBI's taxonomy places the organism in Eukaryota, Oomycota, Saprolegniomycetes, Saprolegniales, Verrucalvaceae.